Molecule: messenger RNA, 1319 nt
Organism: Metopolophium dirhodum (rose-grain aphid)
Lineage: Eukaryota; Metazoa; Arthropoda; Insecta; Hemiptera; Aphididae
Product: lysosomal membrane ascorbate-dependent ferrireductase CYB561A3-like
Exons: 6
Coding region: 231-1118 (295 amino acids)
Molecular function (GO): oxidoreductase activity
Source: RefSeq, a predicted model, not a curated record
AGGUACGCGACUCGAUAUCCACUCGUCGUCGUCGUCGUCGUCGUUCGGUUGCAAAUCAGCAGUUGCUCAUAGGUUAUGCGCGACAGUAUACCUAUAUGAUAUAACAGUAUUUGUGAAUUAUAAUACAUUACGAUAUAAUUUAUAUUGGGUAUUUGGUUACUUAAACGCGAAAUCCCGUUGCAAUUGUUGUGCUUGUAGCAAAACAGUGAACCCAAUAUUGGCCGACCAUCAUGUACGCUUUGCAAACAGUCGGCAGCACGACCAGCUCCGUCAAAGAUGACACGGAGGUGUUGGAAUUGGACGAUGUUGGAAACUCGAUAGUCGAGCAGAUCAUCAGCAACAGCAACGCCGUCAAACGCUCGGGGAACCUGACAGCAAAUGGCUAUCAAUCUUCUCAAACUCACCCAGCGAUACAUAAUUACGAGCGAAACAACGUCCACAAAGAUCACAUUGGUUUGUGUUAUUGGACGAUAUUUCAAGCGGUUGGACUUACGUGCGUCGCCACAAUUAUUUGUCGAUCCGUCAUAUAUCAACACGGAUUUUUCGAUGUGUCUUCUAACAAGAACUCAACGUCCAUUACUAGAAGCCAAUUUUGUAAUUGGCAUUACUCACUUAGCACACUUGGAUUCAUUUACCUCUAUGCCAACUCGAUUUUUAUGAUAAAAUCACACAAAUCAAAAGUGUCGCUGCCGUACGUGAUGUUGCACACGUUCGCGUACCUCGUGUCAGCAUUGGGGCUGUGCGCCAUGUACGUGCACAAGGAAAUUGGCAAGCCCGAGGGCAGCGCGUUUUACGAGGGCCAUUUAUACUCAAUACAUUCUUGGACCGGUGUGUUGGCGGCCGCCCUGUUCACGGCCCAAUGGCUGUCCGCCGCCGCCACGUUCAUAAUGCCGUGUCUGAACAGCAUAGGGUUACCACUGGGCAAGAUGUUCAGCCUGUAUACCACCAUUGUGUCGACCAUCUGCCUCAUAGCCGGAGUUAACCAACAUGCCAUGAAGACAGCAAACGAUUACAGAACAUAUUCAAUCGAGUCAUUAAUUUUGAACGGGUUUGGAAUGCUUGUUAUAGUAUUUUUAUUUUUAAUUACUUACAUGGUCAUAAAACCGAACAGAAAUUAAAUGUUUUAAUUUAUUUUGGACAUGACGUACCUAUGUAUUAAAUACAUACUAAAUUGUAAUUAAUAUGUUUUAUUGUAUUAAUGUACAAUGUUAAAAUGUAUUCAUAUAAAUAAUAUAUACUUUGUAGUUAGGAUUAAAUAUACUUGUGUGCAAAGAAAGUUACUUUUUAUGCAUCUUCAUUAAAAUUAAAUUAUAUUGUUA